AUGAUACCGACCGGGAUCAACAAGUCAGAAGUCCAAUCCGGGGUGGAUAAAACCAAAGCCGUCCAUCCACCGGAAGGGGCUACAAUACUGCCGUGCCAUUUCGACAUCCGAACCAGUGCCGAGGGCCAAAAUUACCUGGUGAAGGCGCAGUCGUAUUUGCCACUGGUGACGAAAAGAUUUUUCCAUGCCCAUCAUUAUUCGGAUUUCGUGUACAAUCGCUCGAAAGAUGGGGCCAACUUCUACGAGGCUCGCAAUGUAGUCCGAUCGGUGUCUCGAAGUGUUCUACAUACGAAAGCCGCGGAUGAUAAAUUGAAUCCUACCAUAAGUGAGCCACUUCCGUCCGUUGGAACGGAUUCCAAGGCACGUGGUUUCCUGGACAUACUUUGCUCGCUGGCCAGGGAAGGUUUGCACUCGAUGGAUGGGCAAGCGCUGUUGGAUCAUCUGGAUGAGAUCAUCUAUACCGGGUUCGAAACGUCGGCCGUCAACAUUGGCCACAUGCUGCUGAUGCUGGCCAUGCACCAGGACAUUCAGGAGCGAGUCUACCAGGAAGUCAUCACCGUUUGUCCGAACCCUGAGGCCGAUGUAACGCUCGAGGACAUCAACAACCUUGUCUACACCGAAAUGGCCAUCAAGGAAACUCUCCGACUGUUUCCUGUCAUCUCCCUUUUCGGUCGAACACUUUCGGUGGAUCUGAAGAUUGAUGAUGAGUACACACUUCCGAAGGGGACUCAGGUGAUGAUAUCUCUGCAGCAGAUGCACCGGGAUCCGGAAAUUUGGGGUCCCAACAGUAACAGCUUCGAUCCGGACCAUUUCUUGCCGGACCGAGCAGCCGAGCGGCAUCCGUUUGCGUUCUUACCGUUUAGCGCAGGUCCACGCAACUGUAUCGGCUACCGGUACGCCUGGAUGUUGGUGCGCAUCGUGAUGGCCCAUCUGGUGAGGACCUAUCACUUCCGAACGACGCUACGGAUGGACCAGCUGGAUACGUCGUUUUCGGUGCUGCACAAAAUCUCCAACGGGUGUGUGGUGUCGAUCGAGAGGAGAAAACCGUGUAGCCAACGGUAGCUCGGUCACGUUUAGGGUUUAGGGAUCACUCAUUGUACAUUCCAUGUAUGUAAAUAUUAAACAUUUAGC
This is a messenger RNA of Uranotaenia lowii, 1131 nucleotides long. RefSeq names its product probable cytochrome P450 313a4. Lineage: Eukaryota; Metazoa; Arthropoda; Insecta; Diptera; Culicidae. The transcript is spliced from 3 exons. The record is from RefSeq and is a predicted model, not a curated record. Bases 1 to 1062 code for a protein of 353 amino acids. Gene Ontology annotation, molecular function: iron ion binding; oxidoreductase activity, acting on paired donors, with incorporation or reduction of molecular oxygen; heme binding.